Topomyia yanbarensis is the source of this 1145-nucleotide messenger RNA. RefSeq names its product 3'(2'),5'-bisphosphate nucleotidase 1. NCBI's taxonomy places the organism in Eukaryota, Metazoa, Arthropoda, Insecta, Diptera, Culicidae. The record is from RefSeq and is a predicted model, not a curated record. Gene Ontology annotation, molecular function: 3'(2'),5'-bisphosphate nucleotidase activity. The coding region runs from base 161 to 1099 and encodes 312 amino acids. The transcript has 2 exons. Gene Ontology annotation, biological process: phosphatidylinositol phosphate biosynthetic process.
AGGCCAUCUACUGCUGGUGUCAUCAGCUGCGCUCUGCGCAUAACAAUCUUCAGUUCCUGUUUGUUUUAUGCAUCUGAUCUGAUUGCAAACAAUAUUUCUAGGAAUCGAUGAUAAAAAUUCUUGGUUUGGAAUCGUAAAACCAGCAAACAGAUUCCAAGUGAUGGCCAGUGCAAUCGGUGCCGCACCGUUGGUGAUGCGGAUAGUGGCUAGCUCGAUUCAAAUUGCGGCGCGAGCAGGUCGGAUAAUCCGCGAUGUAAUGGCCAAGGGGGAUCUAGGCAUUGUCGAGAAAGGUAAGGACGAUCUUCAAACCGAGGCGGAUCGAUCUGCCCAACGAUGUAUAGUGGCAUCGCUGACUAAGUUGUUUCCCAAUGUAACCAUUAUCGGGGAGGAAGGCGCUAGUGAUUUAAAGGUUCCAGACGAUUGGAUUAUUCCAGACGUCAACACAGAAUUUCUGGAACGUAACUCUUGCCCGGAAGCAUUGAAGCAGGUGAAGGAAACUGAUCUAGUUAUUUGGGUGGAUCCACUGGACGGAACGGGCGAGUAUACGCAGGGUUUUCUGGAACGAGUUACGGUGCUCAUUGGCAUAGCGAUCAAUGAUCGAGCCGUGGGAGGUGUAAUUCAUCAGCCCUAUUUUAAGGCCGAUACGGGUGAGCUGGGUCGGACAAUUUGGGGAGUACAAGGAAUUGGUACCGGUGGAUUUACACCCAAACGCCCUCCAACCGAUCGGUUCAUAGUGACCACAACUAGAUCCCAUUCCAAUGCAGUAGUUCAAGCUGCUUUAGACGCUUUAUCGCCGGACGAUAUUCUCAAGGUGGGUGGAGCUGGGUAUAAAGUGCUACAGCUCCUGGAAGGAAAUGCUCAUGCAUAUGUUUUCGCGAGUGCUGGUUGCAAAAAGUGGGAUACCUGCGCUCCGGAAGCAGUACUCGAGGCUCAAGGUGGAACGUUGACAGACAUUCUGGGAAGGCAUUAUCGCUAUGGGAAGGAUGUACCAUUUCCGAAUGCUUGUGGCGUACUAGGAUCUGCCAGUGGCAUUUCUCACAAAGACAUACUAGCCAAGCUGCCGGACAGUGUGAAACAAGCGAUGAACAAAACAGAAUAGAUGACUUGCUCUAAUAAAGGUUCUAGUACAAUUAACCGUUCUAAAA